UUCUUUAAGUGGAUGGUGGCUGUCAGAAGCGCUCAAAGCGGCUUCAUUAACCGUCAGAGGGAGGCAAGGCUGUGACUCACGAGGAGACCAAUGGGCAUCCGGAGCCCGAGAUAUAAAUAACGAAUAAAAAUAUUCUUGAGGGAGAAAGGGUCAGUUGCGCGCCACUGGAUGGCAUUUUGUUAGUGCGCUCUGUCGGUAUUCUGCCUUCGCCGCCGCUGGACUGUGUCUUGUCGCGCCUCUGGGUUGUAAUUGUUACAUCCACCCGUAGUUUCUCUGGACUCGACAACCUGUGCGCCCGUGAGCCGUUGAAUUAUUUCCCAGCUGGGGAUCAGAUAACAGAGGACUGAUGGCUUCGUCUGAACCCAGAGCCACCGGAGUGGACCAGGACCCCAACUCCGCAAAUUUAAGACCUCCGUCAGCAACUUACGAAUAUGCGUGGAUGCACGGAUGCACACGGAAACUGGGGAUGAAGAUUUGUGGGUUCCUCCAGAAGAACAACAGCCUGGAGGAGAAGGGGAGGCUCGCAGGCAAGAGCUUUCUUUCGUGCGACAAUAGCGACAGGGACGCGCGCUUCCGCCACGCCGAGACUGACUUCUCCAACCUGUUCGCCAGAGACCUUCUGCCAGCCAAAAAUGGAGAGGAGCCCACCAUACAGUUUCUGCUGGAGAUUGUUGACAUCCUCACUAAUUAUGUCAAGAAGACGUUUGACCGGUCCACCAAGGUGCUUGACUUCCACCACCCUCACCAACUCCUGGAGGGUAUGGAGGGCUUCAACCUGGAGCUGUCCGACCAGCCGGAGUCUCUGGAGCAGAUCCUGGUGGACUGCAGAGACACGCUUAAGUACGGCGUCCGGACAGGUCACCCACGUUUUUUCAACCAGCUGUCGUCUGGUCUGGACAUCAUCGGACUGGCCGGGGAGUGGCUCACCUCCACCGCUAACACAAACAUGUUCACCUAUGAAAUUGCUCCAGUGUUCGUGUUGAUGGAGCAGCUGACUCUGAAGAAAAUGCGAGAGAUGAUUGGUUGGCCCGGGGGAGAAGGGGACGGCCUCUUUUCACCAGGGGGCGCUAUCUCCAACAUGUACAGUGUGAUGAUCGCACGAUACAAGUAUUACCCCGAGGUCAAGACCAAGGGCAUGUCCGCUGCUCCCCGGCUUGUCCUGUUCACGUCUGAGCACAGUCACUACUCCAUAAAAAAGGCUGGAGCUGCUCUGGGCUUUGGUACUGAAAACGUAAUCCUGCUGAGCACAGAUGAGAGAGGAAGAGUAAUUCCUGCAGAUCUGGAGGCCAAGAUCAUUGAUGCUAAACAGAAGGGUCAUGUGCCAUUGUUUGUGAAUGCCACCGCUGGCUCCACUGUGUAUGGAGCAUUCGACCCCAUCAAUGAGAUCGCCGACAUCUGCGAGAAGUACAACCUCUGGCUCCAUGUCGACGGAGCAUGGGGUGGUGGAUUGCUGAUGUCCAGGAAGCACCGCCAUAAGCUUAAUGGAAUUGAAAGGGCCAACUCUGUGACGUGGAAUCCUCACAAGAUGAUGGGCGUGCCCCUUCAGUGCUCUGCCAUCCUGGUCAGAGAAAAGGGGAUCCUGGCAGGCUGCAACUCCAUGUGCGCUGGCUACUUGUUCCAGCCAGACAAACAGUACGAUGUCACGUACGACACCGGGGACAAAGCCAUCCAGUGUGGCCGCCACGUCGACAUCUUCAAAUUCUGGCUGAUGUGGAAGGCCAAGGGCACCGUAGGGUUUGAGCAGCACAUUGACAAGUGUCUGGACCUUUCUCAGUACCUGUACAACAAGAUCAAGAACAGGGAGGGGUAUGAGAUGGUGUUUGAUGGAGUGCCCCAACACACCAAUGUUUGCUUCUGGUACAUCCCACCCGGGCUCAGAGGAAUGCCAGACGGCGACGAGCGGAGAGAGAGGCUCCACAGGGUGGCACCAAAGAUUAAGGCAUUGAUGAUGGAGUCCGGGACCACCAUGGUGGGCUACCAGCCUCAGGGUAACAAGGUCAACUUCUUCCGUAUGGUGGUCUCCAACCCCGCGGUCACCCAGUCCGACAUCGACUUCCUCAUAGACGAGAUUGAGAGGCUGGGUCACGACCUGUAGACCUGCAGCGACCGGAGGCCAAGUGAACCUUUGUGUUUUAUCUGUUUUAUUUUUUAAAGCUGUGGGCUCAUGAGGUGAAACAUUCACAGUGCUACAGACAGAGGGACAAUGAGUCACACCUGUGCCUGAAGCAUUCUGAUUGUUUCUUCAGCAGAAGAAAAACAAGCAAAGAGAGAAGCUUCCAGUCUCUCGCUAACUCUGCCCCACAUACUGUCAUUCCUGCUAUGAGCAAAAUACAUGUGUGUGUGAGUGUGUGAGGUCAAACACUGACGGGAAGGAAAAGGACAGAUUCAAAUAUUACACACUAUCAUAAAUGAUUUUGCUCUACCAUAUAUUUCCUACAACUGAAUCACUGGUGCUUUCAGCUGUACAUAUAUUUAAUCCCAGUGCACCAAGCGGUUUGUCCUUGUGUUCAAGCUGUGCACGCAGCACACAAACUGUUUCCUGUUAUGUAAUUUAGACACUAGACACAUUAGACACUCUUAAGACAAGCCAAUGUGCACAACAUAUGUAGUACGUGUGUUAAGCCGAGCCGAGAGGUUAGCAACUGAUCCACUGUCUGCAGACACUGGAGGAUAUUUCAGGUUUGAAACCCAGGUCUGUGACGAGCUUUAUCCGAAUGGGAGGCGUUGGCUCGUUGUCUGUGUCAUGCAAUCAUCUGAUCACCGUGUGUUUAUAAUAUUGUUGGAAGAUUACCGUUAGAUUAUAAGAGAACAGGCGUUCAUCGCCACUGUUUGCAGAUUCAGGUAUUUUAUUGUAAAAUGUAUUGUAUCUUUAUGUGUAUUACAUAGUAAUACAUUUGUAAAUGUAAUCAUGGGGAACAGAGAGUUUAUUUAUAGUGACUUCGUCAGCCAAAGAACGAGCAUCGGGAACAGAGCAAUCCAUUGCCCUUCAUAUGUAACUUCUUAUAGACUAUAGGUGUUUGUAAAACGUUUCCCUCAACUGCAAUGCAAUUUCUAUUGUGUGUUUCUUUCUGUGAUUGUGAGUCGUUGUGACUGAAUGUUUUGCGAUGACUGACUGGCCUUCUGAUGAGAUUAGACCUGCUCCCUCUGGUAGUUCAUUUUAGAGAGAAGCACAAGGAUGUGAGAAUGUACUCUUCUCUCAAGGCUGGGAGGAGGGGAUUGUUGUGUUUGUCUGAAUCCUAAUGCAUUUACUGUAAUUUACUAUAAGAAAUAUAAUACAUAUUACCUGUAUUCUCAGUGUUAUGGGAGCUCAGUGGAAUAUCUUAAAUGAGUUCCUGUUUGUGUCUUUGCACAAUGUUCACCUUUAUUUCUUCCAUUGUAAAUGGAUGUGUACUAUGGCAGUAAUAUAUAAGAGUUAUGUUAAUAAAGUAUUUAUGAUAUCUAGGGACCAUAUGUGAAUAGCACAAGCACAUAAGUCAUAUUUAAAGUAAUCCGUGUACUGUAUUGUAUGUGGCCAUUGACUCCUGUAUGUGACCAAUCCAGGCCGUAAGGGAAUGUUUCCCAGGAUGUUUUCAUUAGGCACUUUAACAGAAUCAUACCGUCUUUAAAAUAUCUUUAAUAAAGUCUAUUGAAGGGGAAAA
This is a messenger RNA of Betta splendens (Siamese fighting fish), 3638 nucleotides long. RefSeq names its product glutamate decarboxylase 1-like. Gene Ontology annotation, cellular component: cytoplasm; presynaptic active zone. Bases 347 to 2095 code for a protein of 582 amino acids. The transcript has 17 exons. Lineage: Eukaryota; Metazoa; Chordata; Actinopteri; Anabantiformes; Osphronemidae. The record is from RefSeq and is a predicted model, not a curated record. Gene Ontology annotation, molecular function: pyridoxal phosphate binding; glutamate decarboxylase activity. Gene Ontology annotation, biological process: GABA biosynthetic process.